Condylostylus longicornis is the source of this 2182-nucleotide messenger RNA. RefSeq names its product caspase-8-like. Gene Ontology annotation, cellular component: cytoplasm. Gene Ontology annotation, biological process: proteolysis; apoptotic process. The record is from RefSeq and is a predicted model, not a curated record. Lineage: Eukaryota; Metazoa; Arthropoda; Insecta; Diptera; Dolichopodidae. The transcript has 8 exons. The coding region runs from base 135 to 2051 and encodes 638 amino acids.
AGAACCAAAAAAAAAAGGAGUACGGAAUACGUGGUUGAAUUAUUUUAUAAAAUUUUAUUGAAUUUUAAGUAUAUUAAUUGAAUAAUCUUACAUACGUUCGCAUAUAAAAAUUUAAAUUAAAUUAGAAAAAAAAAAUGUUUAAAAAAUUGAAUUGUAUUAAAAGACAAAAGUCUAUUGAAAAUGAUUUAGAUGACAUUGAUGCAGCUAGAAUGGCAGAUGAAACAAUUAAAAAUGAAAAACCAAAAAAAUUCUUUAAUAUAUUAAAAAAUAUUAAACCACCAUCUGGAAGAAAACUUUCAAGAGCCACUAAUGAAGAAUUUUAUAGAAAUGAUAAUCCUUAUAUUGGUAAAGCAAUUAUCUUUAAUCAUAUAAAUGUUCCGGGUCAUCCACAACGUGCUGGUACAGACAAAGAUAAAGAACGUAUGGAAAUGAUACUUAAAUUAUAUGGAUUUGAUGUUAGUUCUUAUGAUGAUCUAAAAUAUAAUGAAAUUGCUGACAAAUUAACAGAAGUUGCAACUGAAGAUCAUUCUUAUAAUGAUUGUUUAUUGAUAAUUGUAAUGUCACAUGGAAUGUCUGGAUAUAUUUAUGCUGCCGAUAGAUCAUAUUCUGCUUCUGAUCUUUGGACACCAUUUCUAGGUGAAAAUUGUCCAACUUUAUUAGGUAAACCGAAAAUAUUUUUUAUUCAGGCUUGCCGAGGAUUAAAAGCUGAUGCAGGUGCUACAUAUUUAUCAACUGAUUCUCCUGGAAUUGCUAGAUCUGGAAGUUAUGAUGAAGUUGAUUCACCGAUAACAUAUACCAUUCCGAGUACAGCUGAUAUUGUUUUAUUCUAUUCAACAUGGGAUGAACACGUAUCAUUCCGGAAUAAAGCUGAUGGAUCAUGGUUUAUACAAACAAUAGCAUUAUUAUUGGAAAAACAUUUAAGAGAUCAGGAAGAAAUUGAACUUUAUCGAUUUUUAACGAGUGUCAAUAGAAAAGUUGCCUAUGAAUAUCAAUCAAAUUCAAUAAAAGUUGAUUUACAUGAAAUGAAAGCGAUGCCAAAUUUUAUUUCAACAUUAACAAAAUUAUUUAUAUUUAAAGCAAAACCUUAUAAAUUUAAUAAAAUUAUGGCUGAGGAUCAAACAGAUUCUUUUAAUUUAUUUAAAAGAGAUAAAAAAGAUAAGCAAGAUGCUCAUAAAUCCGAUGCUAAACUUAAUCUUAAUAUUGAAAAUAAGAAAUAUUUGGAAGAUGAAAUAAAAACACCGGAUGGACCAAAAAUAUCAAGACCAACACGUCACACACACUAUAAAAAUGAUCAUCCAAAUAUUGGUGUUGCAUUAAUUUUUAAUCAUACAAAUAUUCAAGGACAAUCAAAACGAAUGGGUACUGAAAAAGAUAGAAAACGUAUUAAAUCAACUCUCAGAUCAUACGGUUUCGAUGUAAGAACUUAUGAUGACAAAUCUUAUGCUAAAAUCGUUGACAUUUUAAAAGAAGUAUCCGAAGAAGAUCAUUCAAAAAAUGAUUGUCUUCUAAUUGUUGUAAUGUCCCAUGGAAUUUCUGGACAAAUAUAUGCUGAAGAUAUGACAUAUCCAGUUGAAAAAUUAUGGACACCAUUUUUAGGUGAAAAUUGUAAAAGUUUAAUUAAUAAACCUAAACUAUUUUUCAUUCAGGCAUGUCGUGGUGAUAAAGUUGAUGCUGGUGCUACUUAUAUGUCCAGAGGAUUUAGUGUAAUGACUAGAUCCGCUGAUUUGGAUGAGACCGAUGGUCCUGUCACAUACACAAUUCCCAAUACAGCUGAUUUAUUAGUAUAUUAUUCAACUUUUGAAGGGCAUUAUUCGUGGCGGAAUCCACAAAAUGGUUCAUGGUUUAUACAAAGUUUAUCACAUGUACUUGAACAAUACUUGGAAUACAAUGAAGAAUUGGAUUUAUUUCAUUUUCUUACUGCCGUUAAUAGAAAAGUUGCAUAUGAAUACCAAUCAAAUGUACCACAAAAUGAAAGACUUGAUGAAAUGAAAGCAAUGCCAAAUUUUGUUUCAACUUUAACCAAAUUAUUUAUGAUAAAACCAAAACCAUAACUGAAACCAAAUCUAAAAUAUGCAUUUAUUUUAUAUUUUAUAUGCAAACGUUUAUAAGAAACGAAGAAAUUUCGUAUAAAAUUUUUUGUAAAAGCUAACAAUUGUGGUGACAAUAUAUAUUUAUGUAUGUA